Messenger RNA from Myotis brandtii (Brandt's bat), 440 nucleotides. Its product is annotated as iron-responsive element-binding protein 2-like. The annotation marks the transcript as partial. The transcript is spliced from 2 exons. Gene Ontology annotation, biological process: citrate metabolic process; tricarboxylic acid cycle. The record is from RefSeq and is a predicted model, not a curated record. Gene Ontology annotation, cellular component: mitochondrion; cytosol. Gene Ontology annotation, molecular function: iron-responsive element binding; 4 iron, 4 sulfur cluster binding; aconitate hydratase activity. Lineage: Eukaryota; Metazoa; Chordata; Mammalia; Chiroptera; Vespertilionidae.
GAGGGUGCCUGUGGGCGCGGUGGGCAGCCAGCCUGAGGGCAGCCUGGGUCCAGGGCUGGGAGGUGAACGGACGGGCAUGGCUGGUCUGUGCCCCACGACUCCUCAGGUAGCUGGUUCCAGCGAGGAGAGGAAGCUGCCUGCCCUUCCUCACGCGCACACGUGUGCUGCUCUGGCCAACCUGAUGCUUUUCUGCCGCAGAUUUGAAGUCGUCGGCUAUGGCUGCUCGACGUGCGUGGGGAACACAGGGCCCCUGUCGGACGCCGUCCUGAGUGCAGUGAAACAGGGUGACCUGGUUACCUGUGGAGUUCUAUCUGGAAACAAAAACUUCGAGGGCCGUCUUUGUGACUGUGUCCGUGCCACUUACCUUGCCUCUCCGCCCCUGGUGGUCGCGUACGCCAUCGCCGGCACCGUGAACAUAGACUUCCAGACAGAGCCUCUCG